UAUGUUGUCAGGAAUAUUAAAACGUGUUUUUAAUUUUGUCGCAUUGCGUAUGCUCUGUCCGUCACGAGCGCACGCGGUAAAGCACGUCUAUACGAUCCUGCCAUCUAUAGAGUGCAAUAGAGAUGUCAACAGGCGAGUCAGUGUACGAAAAUCUAUACGGAAAUCGUCUCUGCUUUACCAAAGAAUACACUUACUAAAAAAACUAGAAUGUAUGCGAUGUUCUAUUGUGAACUGUUUCGUUAAAAACUUAAUGCUAAAAUUUAGCUGUCACGUCAACUCUUCUGUCAAUUUUAUAAGCUGAUCAUGCUAUUUCGUAUUUAUUUAUUAAGUUUUUUAUUACAUUUUACAACGAGCAGGGUUAAUAAGCGUUUAAAGAUCUCGUGUGGCUUGGACGAAGUUUCAAGAGAUUCUGUAGCUAUGAGGUUUUAUGUACAAAUUGAAAACACAGGCAAUGACUGUAAGGUGGAAUGCAUCCCAGGCAGAUGCUGUACUGAGCAAGGAGAUGAGGAGAAUUGCGAUGUACUGAAGUUGUUUGGGGGGUGUCUGCAGAAUGUUCCCUCAGGUGAAAGCAGGACAGUGCGAUUAGCUGCACCCCUUCUCGACCCUUUGGAGAGGCGUGGCUUUUGUGUCGUACACGUGAAUUCAAAACUCAAAGAUCAUCCACUCUACCGGGACACAGUGACCAUCCCCUUCGACACCGGCCGACCCUCUGACGUCACACCCUGCGCGCGCAUCGACCAAGACGCGCUCAACGACUGCCAGCCAGUCAACUGUGAAACUUAUUACAAUGGACACAAGCCUCAUUUUAGUAAGCGCCUAAAACGAUGCAUACCAGCAGUCACUUGUGCUGAAGAUGAUAUUUAUGAUGAGGAUUUAAACAGAUGUGUUAGUCCAAUAACUGAUGACGAUAUUAUAGAAAUUGAGUCCUUAAGUAAUAGAAAAAUGAGAAGUAGCAAUACAAACAAGGAGCACAAGAAAGCUGUGUUUAAUACAACGAAAACAUCAAAGGAAGUUACGAAAAGCGAUUUGGAUAUAGCGCAGAAAAUCAUAGAAAAUUAUAACGUGCACAAAUUACCAAUAAAGUUUUUAGACAGUUUAAAAUCGCCUAAAAUAUUGAUUUGUGUAAUAUGCGUGCAAUGUUGUUUUGUUCUUCUAUUAGCUUUUUAUAUUAGAGACAAAUGUCAUUGUGUUAGUAAAGAUAAAGAGGUUUUAAAUAAGUUUUUUAAUAAUAGACAAGAAGAUUCGAUAACUACACCUUUGAUAAGCGCAAGCCAUGCGACUGUAACUACAUGUCAAUUCCAAACGGAUUCUUCGUCAAAUAUUGACAGAAAGAUAAAAUUUUAUAAAGCGUGUCAAGACAAGAGAGCUAAAGCAAGCAUGUCAGAUGACAUUCUAUCCAGAUGUCUCAAAAGACGAGACUGGAUAGCGAAACCUAAAUCUUCAGAAGUUAUACAAAGUAACGUUGGUAUACAAGUUUAUGAUACAGAGAAAUCAGAAAACGAAAAAACUAGCAAUAAACAGGAUAUUUUACCAGCAUUGUCAUCAGAGCAGCAAGUGAAAUGCUUUGAAUAUGAACCGCAUAAUUUCUACACGAGAUAUGUGACAUCACUUCAGAGAACGCAUUCAUUGGCAGAAAAUUCGAAAAACGUACAAGCAAGUUUCCCUAAAGAUUCUAUAGAUGAUUUCUUAUCAGAACGAGGUCGCGCACAGUCUCAUUCAAUAUCAGGAUCUAGUAGGACUUCUAAGAAUAAUUUAGAUACGGUUCUUUCGUUGCUGUCGCAGAAGAUAGGGCCGUUAUCAGAGCCUGGGAGUGAGGACUUGGAGCUGUUACAUAUGUCGCGGGCGUCGGUAUAUUCUUCUUCGAACGCAUCAGAUUAUGAGAUGAAGAGGAUUAAAGAAUCUAGGAGUUCUUUAUAGCAAAAACUACUUGAUUAUGCAACUGAUUUGAAUUUCGUAUUUGGAGCGUGCAUAGAACCUGGCAUUGUCGCUGUGAGCUUCCGACUUAAUGAGGCGCUCUCCCACAGCAGACAAGAAAACUAGCUAUCGACUUUCUUGCUCAAGAAAUUUACAUGUAAAUGUAGGGCACGAUUGAAUGAAUAUAUAUUUAUUGUUGAUGACCCUGUUCAUGCUGCCGGCGAAAACGUGAUGAUGCUGUUCAUGCUGCCGGCGAAAACUUUUUUCAAAGCUGUCAAACAAGACUCUCUCAUCAAUACUA
Molecule: messenger RNA, 2215 nt
Organism: Cydia pomonella (codling moth)
Lineage: Eukaryota; Metazoa; Arthropoda; Insecta; Lepidoptera; Tortricidae
Exons: 4
Coding region: 304-1917 (537 amino acids)
Source: RefSeq, a predicted model, not a curated record